Messenger RNA from Thermothelomyces thermophilus ATCC 42464, 3099 nucleotides. RefSeq lists its product as uncharacterized. The transcript has 3 exons. Gene Ontology annotation, molecular function: DNA binding; DNA-binding transcription factor activity, RNA polymerase II-specific; zinc ion binding. Bases 136 to 2994 code for a protein of 952 amino acids. NCBI's taxonomy places the organism in Eukaryota, Fungi, Ascomycota, Sordariomycetes, Sordariales, Chaetomiaceae. The record is from RefSeq and is a predicted model, not a curated record. Gene Ontology annotation, biological process: DNA-templated transcription; regulation of DNA-templated transcription.
CAACCAACUGCCCGCACUCGCUCGAAGCCGGCCGUCUUCAUAUGUUCUAAGUUAGGGUCUUGACGACCCCAUCUCCAUCUAAUCUUAACCACAACAUAACCUCAUUCAAAAUCAUAUCUCCAUCUCCGGUCCAAGAUGUUGUCUAACCCGCUUCACCGGUUUUCACCUUAUCACAUCCCCUCAACUACGCUGCUGUCGAACGGCCAUGUUCCGGGCGGCCACCUUCACGCGGCCGGACUUGACUCGCUCGCCCCUGGCUCUCACUACGCUCUCCAGCAACUCCAGCAGCAUGUCGGCGUCCACACCCCCCACCUCGCUCGGACUGGCCCUCAACCGAAGCAUAGGCAACAUCCUUAUGGGCCUGCCGCCAGAUCUUCGGGGGCAGCUGGACCGAUUCGGAGGAGGAUCAGCAGGGCCUGCGAUCAGUGCAACCAGCUAAGGACCAAAUGCGACGGCCAACAUCCAUGCGCUCAUUGCAUUGAGUUCCAACUGGGCUGCGAGUACAUCCGAGAGCGCAAGAAGCGUGGCAAGGCAUCCAGGAAAGACCUUGCACAGCAAGCCGCCGCCCAAGCCGCUGCCCAAGCAGCUCAGAACGGCCAGAAGACCGAGAAUUCAACGACGGAGAAUACAAAGCCCGCGGAGAACCGGAACGAUACACCGAGCAACACCAAGCCUGUCUUGACGGUUAACACCGACCAGCCACCAGCGUUGGACAAGAACGUGACCGAUGUACCAGAGGAUCCUAAUCUGAGGGAGCAGAGGACAGGGAGCAUCGAGGCCUUGGGCGACAUGAGCGCCCAUCCGGCACCCAUGUCGGCUCACCCCGGGGCGAUUGAGCGAGAACACCUCGACAACCCGACAGCACUGGACCUUAACGGAUAUGGUUCCGUUCACUCAGCGUAUGACCGCCAAAUGGGCGCACACAUGAUGAACGGCCCACCUCAUGCGCCCUACGGCCCAAACCAGGGCAACAUGUCCAGUUACCCAGAGCUCCCAUAUGCUCUGCAAACGCAGAGCCCGACGGGUUAUCCCGCAAAUGCCGCGAAUGGGUUCCGCCUCGCCAACAGCCCUCUCGGCCCCUAUUCGAUGGGUGGAGAGGCCCCAUCGCCGGGCGGAUGGAUGAACAUGUCAUCGCCGCCCCCCCAGUUUGCUUCGCAUAUGCCGCAGAACGGGUAUAACCGUUCGCAGCUCCGGUACCCAGUCCUGGAGCCCCUUGUUCCCCAUCUGGGCAACAUCAUCCCUCUGUCGCUCGCGUGCGACCUCAUCGACCUCUACUUCGCGAGCUCAUCCUCGGCCCAGAUGCACCCAAUGUCGCCUUAUGUCCUCGGAUUCGUCUUCCGGAAGCGGUCGUUCCUCCACCCGACCAAGCCGCGACAGUGCCAGCCGGCUCUCCUGGCCAGCAUGCUAUGGGUUGCUGCACAGACAAGCGACGCUCCUUUCCUGACGAGUGUCCCUUCGGCCCGUGGCAAGAUUUGCCAGAAGCUCCUGGAGUUGACGGUCAGCCUUCUCAAGCCGCUCAUCCACACGCCCUCGGAGGAGGCAUCGCCUGUCUCGAGCCCCAUCGUGGAUGGCGUUGCCCUCGGCGGCCUUGGCGUCGCACUGCCCGGGUCCAUCAGCAUGGAUGCCCUCACCAGCGAGUCGGGCGCUUUCGGCGCGGCCGGUUCUCUGGACGACGUGGUCACCUACAUCCACCUUGCGACGGUCGUGUCGGCGAGCGAGUACAAGGGAGCCAGUCUGCGUUGGUGGAAUGCCGCGUGGUCGCUUGCUCGCGAGCUCAAGCUCGGGCGCGAGUUGCCUCAGAACGCGCCGGCGAGUCGCCAGGGUGGAGCCGCCGAAAUGGAAGGCGAGGGCAAUGGUGCCGAGAUGACCAUUCCCGGCGUGAUCACGGAAGAGGAACGCGAGGAGAGGCGGCGGAUCUGGUGGCUCGUCUACAUUGUCGACCGCCAUCUCGCCCUCUGCUACAACCGCCCGCUCUUCCUGCUCGACAUCGAGUGCGAACACCUCUACCAGCCCAUGGAUGAUACCGAUUACCAGAACGGUAACUUCCGUGCCUACACAACCGACCCGAACGUUCUCGGUUCGGAUACCGAGGGAAAACGCACCCGGGUCAAGGGCCCCUCGUUCGUGUGCAGCGGCCACAGCAUCUUUGGCUACUUCCUCCCACUAAUGACCAUCCUCGGCGAAAUCGUAGAUCUUACGCACGCCAAAAACCACCCUCGCUUCGGCGUCGGGUUCCGUUCGUCUCGCGAGUGGGAUGACCAAACGGCCGAGAUCACCCGCCACCUUGACAUGUACGAGCAGAGCCUGAAGGAGUUUGAGAAGCGACACCUCAGCAUCAACGCGCAAGCCCAGGCAGCAGACGAGAAGGCGGCCGAGGCGGCCGGCGUCCCUACGGCUAAUGCUAACGACCUCCCGGGCACCCCUUCGGGUCACAGCGUGCACAGCGUGCACACCACGUCGAGCCGCAUGACGGAGAGCGACAUCCAGACCCGCAUCGUCGUGGCCUACGGCACUCAUGUCAUGCACGUGCUUCACAUCCUCCUCACCGGCAAGUGGGAUCCCAUCAACCUCCUCGACGACAACGACCUCUGGAUCAGCAGCCAGGGGUUCAUCACGGCGACCGGCCACGCGGUCAGCGCAGCCGAGGCCAUCAGCAACAUUCUCGAGUACGACCCCGGGCUCGAGUUCAUGCCCUUCUUCUUCGGCAUCUACCUCCUCCAGGGCUCGUUCCUGCUGCUGCUCAUUGCCGACAAGCUGCAGCUCGAGGCGUCGCCGAGCGUGGUGAAGGCCUGCGAGACCAUCAUCCGCGCGCAUGAGGCGUGUGUGGUGACGCUCAAUACCGAGUAUCAGCGCAACUUUAGCCGAGUCAUGCGCAGUGCUCUCGCUCAGGUACGGGGCCGCGUGCCCGAGGACCUUGGCGAGCAGCACCAGCGUAGGAGGGAACUCCUCGCGCUAUACAGGUGGACGGGCGAUGGUACCGGUCUGGCGCUGUAGAAAAAGGGCCUGACCGGUUAUUUCCACUUGUUACUCCUCGUGUGUAACCGUGGGUUUGGCUGUGUCUUUUUCAGCCCCGCCCGGAUUUCCCGCAUCUCUCUAUUC